Molecule: messenger RNA, 3193 nt
Organism: Varroa destructor (honeybee mite)
Lineage: Eukaryota; Metazoa; Arthropoda; Arachnida; Mesostigmata; Varroidae
Source: RefSeq, a predicted model, not a curated record
CAAUGUUUUGCUGACAAAAAUCAAUUCAUGUACUCGUCGAGAGUACGUUAAUUAUAGGCGGCUAGAUAAACGUCUUUUUUUUUUAAAAAAAAUCAAGAUUUUAGUUUUAAAACUUAAAGGCUGAAGUAUUUUAAGCUACUAUAUCUAUAAAGGGCACGCUUAAAUAAUAUCAACAUGGAAAAAUUUGUUUCGGCAGUGACUGAUGAAUGGCUAGUUUCAGAUCGGUAUAGAAAAACACGGCGAGUACAGGUGUAACGUCCUCGUUCAUGACCGUUAGACAAAUAGGUCCAGUGAUAAAUCUUUGCUGAUUCAGUAUUUGGCUGUCCUAAUGGCAAACCCUAAGUGUAUUGUUGUCGUCAAAUAGGCCGUUUAGUAGGAUCUGCCAUUAUGAAAAAUCAUUCUUCAAACUGUUAUAUACUCCAGUAGUCCAAGCGAAUUGACUCACCAUUGUCUAUCGGCAAGGCAAUCGGUAACAGGCCGAUCUGGCCGGCAGGUUUCUUACCGGACGCCUAAGCUCAUAGCUGUCCUAUGAUAUCAUCUUAUUGAAUCAUAACGGCAGCUUGAAUGGAUUCACCUCUGGUGAACGCCAUCGACGAGGUCUUCCACUUCUCUAUUUGAUUUCCUCUAUCCAGGCGCGCAACUAGUCGAGGCAAAUAUAUUUAGUAGCACCGCUAGAGACCUAAUGCUUAUGGGGGUGGGCGAAGAUCGUUUCGAAUAAAUUAUGUGUAGGAAGAUCAUGCAGUGAGCGUUCCCUUUAUCCCAUUUGCUUAAAGGCUGCUUGUGGACAAAUAGAAUCGUUGUUUCGUAUCGAUAACGUUGCGCAUGAAUUGCCAAAGGCAGCAACCGUAAAAGCGAUAAAGAACAAAUACUUAACCUAACUUUAUGGCUUAUGCCAUUCCCAUACCAACCAGAUCACGAAGGUAAAGCGUAAAUUUACGAUUAGAACGACUGCACAACCACAGGACUAGCUAAAAAAGACAGCCUCCAGGUUACGUCCCGGACAGAAUCUCUGAAGUUUGCUAAUAUUAGGUUCAUAGUUUGUGAUAACGGCUACUUGCUUAUAUCGUAUGAUGAAACGUGCCACUUCACAGGCCAGGUAAAGGGUGCUGUUAGUCUUCAGAGAUAACGAAAGUUACCUAUACACCCACAGGUGGGGUAAAUUUUACUAAACGGUCAAGGUUGGCCAGAUGAUUUGCGCAUGUAUGCAAUUACUGUGAACGUGUACGUUACUUUAUUUAAUUGAUUCCUUUUCGAUUGCUGGCACAGAAACGUUAUUGAUUGAAAGCCGGCUCGGAUCUAUUUGCAGGUUGAGUAACCAAUAAAUCCAGAUCGAUACUGAUGCAAGAGGAUGGUUUGAAUCUUCAGCGUUAGAUCAUUUGCCCAAGGGUGCUUUUUUGUAUUCAUUUCCGUUUGGCCGUCCUAUUUGAUACGGACGAUUCCAUUGAUAAAGGUAACAAUCUCAGCACGGGACAGUAGACGAAUCAGCGGUAAUACUGAACAUCGAGAGCAAAAGAGACACAACUGUUUACGAGAUGAGAUAGCCAGUCAUCGCUACAAGACAGCCUUGAAUUACCGUGGGACGAUAGCAUGACAUAAUGCUGUGAAAAUCGAACGCCCGUGGAUCGAGUGGCUUGACGGAUGAAUCGCUUAGCUUCGUAAACCUUUGUUGAUCCUAUUGUUGUGACAAAAUGGUGAAUUUUCACUGUCAGCUACCGAUUCAAGUUGUGUACGUUAGGACGGCGCAUCAAAUCUGUAUAUAUGUUUAAAGUGCACGUGCGGACAUGGAUACACAUGCAAUGUCAGUGCUUUCAAAAACAGUUAAGCUAUAAGAGUAGCGGCGCGAAAAGUUCUGGUACCGAUGCCUUCGUACUAUCUCAAUUCAAAGGCUACCAUGGUAAUAGCGUCGUUUAUAUUUCUGCUGGUGAUGCCAUGCUAUCCAAUGGUUCAGAUGGCUUUUAUCGAAUCUUCUUCAGCUUAUAGAUUCAGUGAGCGCGAUCCUAAACGGGUUUUCAAUGCUUAUCUAAAGGUCCACCACAAUAGCAAUGGAUCCUUGUGCAUACCAUACAGAACCGUCUGCUACCUUAUCGAGCAUUUGAAAAAAACGAAAGUACCAUCGAUGUUUCAACAUGAAGAAAAUCCCUCGUAUUUAAACAAGUGCGACAUUUUCAGUGAGUGGUUAACGUGCCCCGCGACCCCGCGCAAGCCAUUAGACAAAGUCAAGGUAGUUAGACUCGCGUGUUCCCGAAUCAAGAGAACGAGCCUGGGUCGUGAAUGCCAAGGCUGCAUCGUCGUAUUUGGCUCAGGUGUCGUAGGGAUUUGUACCAAUUGGACCCUGCUCCUAAUAACAACUUUUUUGGUCACUGUGGUUUUGCCAAUGAAGAUCGCCUAAUUACGACAGAUCACUCACCUAAAAACCAUCGUCUUGGAUUCACCUCGCGUCGAGAUCCUUCUAAACAGUAACAGUUGACAUGCCCGUAGAUGACGCCCAGAGCAACUUGUAUAUAUAUAUAUAUAUAUAUAUUCACAAGUAUCAUAUAAUUUAAUUAGUAUAUUCAAGGAUAUAUGAAUUUGUAUACGUGUUUACUGAAAACGUCAAACUGAAUUUUCCAAGAAUAUGACAAAGUGGCAAUUAUAGUUGAAAAAAAUAUCUUCGAGCUAAAUACAAUAUAUGUUACGCUGUGAUAAAACGACUUUGAUAAUAAAUAUACUAGAAGCCCUUGUAUCUAUCGUUAAUAUACAAAAUAGAGACAAUAGCAUACUAAAAACAAAUGUUCGCUGCUCUACUCCAGCUUGAUGUUAAUGAGUUUUUUUUUUUUUUAUCUAUCACCAAAAACCAAACAGUAUAUGAGAUGUGUGUGUAUUCCCUAUUGCAUUUCUACGAUCGUUAUAACAGUCACAUUAUAAAAUAAGAUAGUUAAUAUAGAUACAUUUCUCACAGUAAAGAAAGUAACUUUCGUCUGUGCUAACGAUAUACCCCGAUAAAGACUAAAGAUGAAACUACAAUACAAGAAAAUAAACACAGAGGGUGAACUCUAAGUGCUAUAAAUAUUUGAUUGGAAUGGGCCGAUCGGCAGGUCGAUCCUUUGAUAAUCAAGCUAUAAAGCUGCUUUGGCAUCCUUUGGUGUUUAGAAUGUACUAGAAUACUACAUAAAUGAUGACCGAAGCUGAGCUCCAACGGCGCCGGUGAAGGCAG